AUGGCUCCACCUUUCUUUUCUGAUAUUUCCCAAAAUAUCAAUGGCUUAUUAAACAGAGAUUACUUCCAUAAUACCCCAGCUGCAUUCUCUUUAAAGACCAAUACCAAAAACAAUGUAAAUUUUUCUGUCAAUGCUAGACAGAAUAUCAGAGAUGGUCCAUUGAGUACUAACAUGGAAGCCAGAAUGUCAGAUAAGGCUACUGGUUUGACCUACACUCAAGGUUGGUCUAAUGAAAAUAAACUUAAUACAAAGAUUGAAUUCAAAAAUUUAGCACCUGGUUUAAAGACUGAACUUGCCUCUACUUAUAUCCCUAACGGAAAUAAAAGUGCAAAGGUUAAUCUGAGCUUUGUUCAACCUUUUUUUGCAAGUAGAUGUACUUUUGAUCUUUUAAAGAAUCCAUCGUUUGUUGGUAAUUUGACUCUAUCACACGAAGGUGCUGUAGGUGGUGCAGAAUUUGGUUAUGAUAUUAUAUCCGGUACUUUAUCACGUUAUGCUGUUUCAUUGGGUUAUUCUGCCAAGUAUUACUCCUUAGGUGUAUUCCUUGAUGACUCUAAAUUAACCUCAGUUUCAUUUUUCCAAAAGGUAAGCCAAGAUCUUCAAGUUGGUGCUAAAGCUACUUUAAACCCAAAGAUAUCUUCCAAUGUAAAUAUGGAAUUAGCCACACGUUACCUUCCUGAUGAAACAUCUCAAAUUAAAGCUAAAAUCACUGACAUUGGUAAAUUAACUCUGUCAUAUAAACAAACCAUCAGAGCUGGGGUUACUUUAGGUAUCGGUGCCUCUAUGGAUGCCUUGAAAUUAAAUGAGCCUGUUCAAAAGAUUGGCUGGUCCCUGAACUUUUCAGCAUGA
Maudiozyma barnettii is the source of this 846-nucleotide messenger RNA. It is a transcript of the gene POR2, whose product is annotated as putative porin POR2. Gene Ontology annotation, biological process: monoatomic anion transmembrane transport. Gene Ontology annotation, molecular function: voltage-gated monoatomic anion channel activity. The coding region runs from base 1 to 846 and encodes 281 amino acids. Gene Ontology annotation, cellular component: mitochondrial outer membrane. Lineage: Eukaryota; Fungi; Ascomycota; Saccharomycetes; Saccharomycetales; Saccharomycetaceae. The transcript has a single exon. The record is from RefSeq and is a predicted model, not a curated record.